Molecule: messenger RNA, 5989 nt
Organism: Paramecium primaurelia
Lineage: Eukaryota; Ciliophora; Oligohymenophorea; Peniculida; Parameciidae
Source: the annotation of a GenBank genome assembly
AUGAAUUAUUAAAUUAAGGGGAACUUUAACUAUCAUUUAGAAAUAUAAGCUUCAUAAUUAAAUGAAACAAUUAACAUUACAAUUAAUGCAUUUUCAUCAAAAAUUAACUAAAUACCAUUAGGAUGCAAAUUUUAAUGGUUUAAGAAAUUAGAUAAUGAACGAAUUAAAAUUGAGACAUAGGGCAAUAUUUAUCCAUGUAGCAUAUUCGAUAUUGGUUAUAAGAUUGAGGCAAUUGUACAACCAUUCGAAUCAGGCUAUGAAGGAUAGGCAACAUUAGAAUUUCAAAAAAUUCAAAUUUCCACUUAAUUAGAGAAUAAACUCUCCUAAUUAUAUCACAAUAAUAUGAAGUAACUAUAGAGGAGAUUAUGUUAGAUAAUAGAUUAUUUGUAAUGAUUAGAAUUGGAUAUUUUCUUUAGAAUAUUUAGAAAAUAGUACAACCUAAUAAAAAAUUGAAUAUGCAGAUUAAUAUAUACUUCCAAAUUAGAAUUAACUAUAAGUAUAGUUUAACAAUUAGAUAAUGAAAUUUAAAUGUAAAGAUGAUAAAGGUAAUAUAUAUGUAAAUAUAAAUUAGAUGCAUUUUGUGCGUUUUUUAUUUCAAUGUAAUGUUUGAAAAGAGUACAUUUAAAAUUUAUAGCUUAUAAUAUAGGUAAAUUGAAUUAAAAGUAAGUUAACUUUUAAUAAUUAUUGAAUGCUUAAUUAUUGUAAUUGAUAAAUGAGAAAUCAGUUAUGCCAAUUAAGAAAUUUGAACCAAUUUAAUCUAAUAUUAUGAUGGCAACUAGUUAAGAUUUUAGAUAAAAUAAUUAAAUAUAAAUAAAUCAACUUAAAUAAGAAUUAAUUCAACUUUAAAAUGAGAAACAGAAAUUUCAAUAAUAGAUAGAUAAAUUAAUGAAAGAUAACAAAGAAUUAGGUAUUAUAAUGAUAAUAUAAUAGAAAUGAAUAGUAGAUCUAAUGUUGCAACAAAAGAUUAAUUAGAUAGUAUGGAUAGAUUAAUAUAAUCAUUAAAAAAUGAAGUAUAUACAUUAAAAUAAAGAGAAACUGAUUUGAUGAAUUAAAAUGGUAGAUUAACUAUGGCAUUGAAUGAAAAGAAUGAUAAAUGUGAUAAAUCAUUAUCUUAAUCUUAAUUUUUAGAUGAAUUGAAAUUAAAAUAAUAUUAAGAGAAAUUAUAAGAAUGCAAUAAUGAAAAAUUAAAAUUAUAAGAAGAAUUAAAUAAAUAAUAAAAGUUUGGUUAAUCUUCAAGAACAAUAACUUAAAAUAAUGAUACAGAAAAAGAGAGAUUAUUAUAAGUUAAUUAGAAAUUAAUGUAAGAAAUAGCAACAUCAACAAAUAAGAUUAAAGAAUUAUAAUUAGAAUUAGAAAUGAUGAAAAAUAUGAGUAGAAUUAGUAUGUCUAUGUCUAUGAUGGAAGAUCCUGUUAUGAAAACUAAAAUUGAAUAAUUAGAAUAGGAGAAUUAAUAUUUAUAAAAAAAAGUAUCUAUUUUAGAAGAAGAAUUAUCUAAAAAGAAAUCAACAAAACCAUAGAAAUAAUAAUAAGAUAGAGAUUUGUAAAUAUAAAAGUUAACUGAAGCUAAUAAAAGAUAUUUAGAGGAAAAUUUGAAAUUAUUUGAAGAAAUUAGAUAAUUAAGAGAGAAAUUUGAUUAUUCAUCUAUAUUAUAAGGUACAAUGAAAGAUUCAUAAAUAUAAAAUAAUGUUGUUAAUAAUUAAUUAGAAUAAUAAAUUGAAAGAAUGUAAUAAAUACAUAAUUUAGAAAUUUAAAAGAUGAAAAAAAAAAUAGAAAAAUUAACUAAUGAUUUAUAAGAUUCUAAUUAAAUUAAAAAAUAAUUUGAAUAAUUAAUUAAAUAAAAUAAAAGAUUAGUAGAAGAAAAUACACAUCUUACUGAAUAAAUUAGAAAUCUAGCUGAUAUUAAUUCAUCUAAAUCAUUCACUGAUAAUAUGAUAAAUUCUAAAAUAUUUAAUUGUGAUUAAUAUAAAGAAUUAGAAUAAUAAUGUAUUAUAUUUAAAAAAAAGAAUGAAGAAAUAUAAUCUAAAUUAGAUAUUCAAUUAUAAAAAGAUAUUUAAUAAUUGGAUAAAAUCAAAAUAUUAGAAUAAGAAAUUAUAAAAUAUAAAAAUUAAAUAAGAGAAAUAGAAAAUAAUAAUUAAGAUAAUAAUUAAAUUAAAUUACUUUAAAAUUAAAUUGAUGAUUAUUAAAAAACUAAAGAUAAUUUAAUGAGAGAGAAUAUUUAAUUAAGAGAUGAUUAUUCUACUUUAAUGUAAGAUAAAGAAUAUUUAAAUGGAAAAAUUAAAUAAUUAGAAAAUUCUAUAUUUGAAUUAAAAUAAAAAUAAAUGUAAUUAUAAGAAGAAAAUAGAACACUUAAAUUAUUUCCUUAAAGUGCUGAAAGACAAUUUAGUAUUUAAAUUCAAUAAUUAUAAUAAUAAAAUAAGAAUUUAACUGAAGAAAUAGUAAGAUUAUAAACAUAAUAAAAUGCUUUUAAAGAUUUAAAUUAAAGUAAUUUAUCAAUAAGUGAAAGUGUAUUAGGAUCUAAAGUUUAUGAGGCAAAAGAAUAUAAAUUAUUAGAAAAUUAGAAAGAAAUGUUAUUUAAUGAAAAUUAAAAAUUAAAAUUAGAAAUAAGAUAAGAAUAAUUAAAUUAGGAUAAUUAAAUUAAAUUUUAAGAGUAAAUUAAAUCUCUUUAAAAUGAAAAUGAUUUAUUAAAUUAAUAAUUAAUAUCUAAUAAAGAAUAACAUUCAAGAUAAAUAUUAAUAUUAUAAAAUGAUAUUGAUAAAUUAAAUUAAUAGUUAUAAAAUAUAUCAAUAAAUGAAAAUAGAUAUAAAGUUAUUAUAAAUGAUAAUAAAUUAGAAGAUAAUAAUUAAAAAUACUAAUAAGAUAUUUUAAAAUUAGAAAAUGAAAAUAGAUUAUUAAAUUAAUAGAUUUAAUAAUUAUAAUUAUAGUAUGAUACUGAAAUUAGAAAAUAAUAGAUUAUAUUAUCUGAUCUUCAAUUUGAAAACAAUAAACUUACAAGAGAAAUUUCAUACUCUAAAUAAUAUUCUGAAUCAAUUAUUAUCAAUUAAAAUGAAAAGAAAUAAUAUUAAAGUUAAGAAAGUGAAAUUGCAUAAUUAAAAAAUCAAUUAGCAGAAAAAACUCAUUAGUUAUAGAUCAUUUAAACUAAUAGUCAAAAUAAUAUGAUAGAAUUAUAAUAAGUUAUUAGUAAAUUAGGAUAAGAAAAUAAAAAUAUUAAUGAAGUACACAAUUCAAUCAAAUCUAGGCUUGAAACAUAAAUUAAUAAAUUAAUUGAAUAACUAAAAGAAAAAGAUCUAUAAAUUAACAGAAUAUCAGAAGAAUUAAGAAAGAAGGAUUAAGUUUAUAAAUAAUAAGAGAAUGAUUUAUUUAUGAAAUCUAAUUAAAUUGAACAAUUAAUUUAAUAAAAUAAAGGACUUGCUUUACAAUUAAAUAAUUUGAAUUUUGAAUUAUAAGAGUUAAAAAUGACUAAUCUUUCUCAUUCAUUUUCUAAAUCUCAUAUUGAUGUUAGAGAAAAUGAAAAUCAAGAAUUAUAAAAUGAAAUAUAAUCACUUAGAAUUUAAAUUAAAUCUUUUGAAUAAACAUAAUAUUAAUAAUAAUAAAUUAUAAAAUAAUAAGAAAAUGUUAAAUUAAUGUAAUUAGAAGAUGAAAUAUUACAUUAUUAAAAAGAAAUAUAAUAAAUCAAAGGAAAAUUACAAAUUACAAUGUAGGAUUCUGAAUUUUAUAAACAUGAAUUUAUUUAAAGUUAAUAAUAAGUUGAAAAAAUAAGAAAAGAAUAAACAUAGAAAUAAUAUGAAAAAUUAUCAAUAUUAGAAAAUGAAUUAAUUUAAAUAAAAGAGAUUAAAUAAGAAUUAACAUAAGAAAAUAUAGAAUUAUCUGAUAUAAUAUAAAAGUAAUAAAAAUAAAUGGAAGAUUUGUAAUUAGAUUUAGAUGAAUAAAUUGAAAAUAAUAAAUCAAUUACUAAAUUAAAAAUGUAAUUAUAAUUGGAAUGUGAAAAAUUAUAAAGAGAAAAUUAACAAUUAAAUAAUAAAAUACAAGAAUUAUUAAAUAUAUAAUAGAUAAAUAGAGAUAAAGAAUUUAAUGAAUAAUUAAGAAAAUACUAAUAAAUAGAAUAAGAUAAAAUAAAAUUAAGUAUUUAAUGUGAAUAAUAAUAAAAAGUUAUAGAUAAUUUAAAAAGUAAUUUUGAUAUUUAAUAAAAUAAGAAAGAUGAAUUCGAAAUUAAAUUACAUACUAGUGAAUAAUAUAAAUAAGAAUUACAAAUAUUAUUAAAAGAAAAAGAUUAAUAAAUAAAUUAGCUCUAAGAAUAAAGUUAAUAUCUGAGUAAAGAACUUGAUAAUGAAUAAUAAAAAAAUGUAAGUUAAAAAAAGAAGUUUAAUGAUUUGACUUUAUAAAUAUAAAAUAAAGAUAAUUAAAUAUCAUAAUAGAAUUUAAAAUUCAAAAAUUUAGAUGAUCAAAUUUAAAAAAAAGAACAAUAAAUUAAUAAUUUGAAUAAUUAAAUUAGUUAAUUGAAUUAAUAAAUUAAUAAAUAUUAAAAUGAGAUUAUUCCAGAAUUGAAUUAAAAAUUAAAUCAAGAAUCUUUAGAGAAAAAUCAAUUAAAUUAAUAAAUAGAUUGUUUAUAAGAAUAAUUUGCUUAAAUGGAAUAAUAAAUUUUAAGUAUAAGUAGAGAAAAAUCUCCUGUAAGAUCAAAAAAUAAUUCAUUAUGUAAACCAUUCGAUUAAGGUUUAAAUGAAAAGAUUAUUUAAUAAGAAUAAACAAUAAAUUAAAAAAAUUAAUUAAUAGAGAAAUAGUUAGAAUAAAUAAAAACAUUGACUAAAUAAAAUGAUGGAUUAUUACAACAAAUUAAUAAAUUAUAUGAGGAUUUAAAAGAACAAUAAGAUAAAUCAUUUUCUUUAGAUAGAAGUUCAGAAACAUAUCUCAUUAAUAAAAGUUUCAAUUCAAAAUAUAAUAUAGAUAAUGAAUUAAUUUUAUAACAUCAAUAUUAAUCACAUGAUAUUUAUGAUAGUGAUAAAAAAAGAUAAUCAUAAUAUUAAUAAUUUGAAUAAACUUUUUAAGAAAUAGUUUAAGAAAAUAAAAUAUAAAAAUAAGAAAUAGAUUAAUUAAAAUAAGUAAUUUAAAAAUAGAAAUAAGAAUAUGAAUAAUAAAUAUAAAUGAUUCCUAUUUCUAAUAAUCUUUCUAAUUCUGAAAUUCAUAAUUUAGAUUAAGAUAAUAUAAAAUCAAGAAGUUUACCUUGUUAAAAUUAAUCUAUUAAAAAUGAAUUAUAAUAAUAAAUUAAUAGAUUAGAAGAAGAAUUAAUGAUGAAAUAAGGUUUAGAAUAAUCUAACUAAAGAUUAAAUAAUGAAAUUAGAUUAUAAAUAACAAAAGUUAUAGAUUUAUAAUAAUAAAAUGAAUAAUUAUCAGAAUACAAUAAUUAAUUAAAUUAAAAAAUAUAAGAGAAAGAUGAAAAAAUUAAGAAUUUAUAAUAACUAAUAAUAUAAAAUUCAGAUUCAAAUUAAGUAUAGAAAGAAGAAGAAUUUAUUAAUGUAAAAUAAUAAUUAUAAGAUGACAUUCUUAGACUGAAAAAAUAAAAUUAAUAAUAUGAAUAAUAGUUAUCUGAAUAUUAAAGUAAGAUUGAAACAUUAGAAAAUGAAAUAUUAAGAAAAUCUUAAUAAUUAUCUAUAAAAGAUAGUCAAGUAAAUUAAAAUAAUAGAAAAAAUAAAAAAUUAGAAGAACAAAUAUAAAUAUUAUAAGAUUAAUUAAAAAAUUAAGGUGGUUUGGUUACAUAAAAUAAAGAUGAAUUAAUAUGUUAAUUAUAAAAUGAUUUAGAAUAAAAUAAAAUUUUAAUAAUGGAUUAAUAAAUAUAAAGUAUUUUUAACAAAUAAAUUUAGUUAAAUAAUUAGAAGAAUAAAUUGAUCGAUUAACAAAAAGUAAUUCAGCAUUAAUGGAAGAGAAUUGUAGACUUAAUGAAUAAGUAAAAGACAAUGUAAAUGUAAGUUAUCUCAGUAAUGAUUCACAAAAUCAUUGA